Molecule: messenger RNA, 1245 nt
Organism: Pterocles gutturalis (yellow-throated sandgrouse)
Lineage: Eukaryota; Metazoa; Chordata; Aves; Pterocliformes; Pteroclidae
Gene: CCDC83
Product: coiled-coil domain containing 83
Exons: 10
Coding region: 1-1245 (414 amino acids)
Source: RefSeq, a predicted model, not a curated record
AUGGAAGACAAGAAUAAAGAGGAGAAACCAGAAGAGCAACUUACAGAACCUGAAUCAGUUUUUCCAGUAUCCUUACUAGAAUUUCAAACUGAGACAAAAGAAGACGAAAUUGAUCGUGUUUUGCUUAGUCUGAAACAAGUGGGAAAAAAGAACAAAGAAUAUCAUGAAAGAAAUGACCUUCUGAAGAAAGAACAGCAGGCACACCUCAGGCACCUACUAGAACACUUAGAAGAAGAGGAGAAAGAAAAAAAUCAAAAGGAGGUUGUAACUAGGGAUGAUGUAGAAGAGUCACUGAAAGCAACAUGGCAGUAUGUUAAGGACAAAGAACAACUUCUGGAAGAUCUGAACUCCCAGAUUGAAGAAACUGAACAAAGAUUUAAAGAAAAGCAGACUGAGAGAGAUUAUUGGUUGGAGUACAAAAAUGUAGGCAGUAAAGUAGAGGCUGAGAAGAUUUUGAAUCUGACAAAAGACAUUAAGGAAGUCAAAGAUGACUUUCACAGAGCUUCAGAAUAUUAUAGAAAAGCUUUGAAAGCACUGAAAGAAGAAAAUGACGGGCUGGUUGAGAAGCACAUGAAAUUAAGUACAGAACAGGCCCCUGAGAAUGCUGUAAGAUACUUAAACAAACACAGUCGCAGAGAAAUUCAAGAGAAUGAAUGGUUAAAAGAAGAGGUUAAGAUGUACCAAAAGGAAGUAAGUGAUUUGAAAGCCUCUGUUCAGCUCCUGGAAGAAGAAAAUAUCUAUUUAGUGACAAAACUCAUUGAUAGCAGACUUCAGAAUCUGAGAGUACCCAGGCAUUUGUUUCUUACCCAAGCAGCUGGCUUGCGAGAUGAAUUUCCUAAGGGUGAAAUGAAAGAAACAGAGUAUAGAGAGGAUGCAGCAAAGACAGAUGGAGAUGAAAGCCUCAGAAGUGCCAUAGUCCCUUGUCAGGAAAAAAAAGCCUUUCCAAAAACUCAGUCUAAAGCGGAGAAUGAGAAGCCUCAAGACAGUGAUGAGGAGCUGUGGGAAAAGUCCUUCACUCCAACUCUUGGUAGCUUGUUGUAUGAAGAUGAAAAAGAUUUCCAGGAAUACUCAAAACUGGGUCCUCUGGAGACAACACUCAUGUGUGUGGUUGGAAGAGCCAUGCCUAUUCAUAAAGAACCGAAAGAAAUGCCAAGCAGGAGCCACUUAGAAGAUGGCAUUGGCCAAUCAGACAGGCACAUCACAGCUCGGAUGAUCAAGGCCUUAACUAAAGAAAAGGUUGGUUAG